Malaclemys terrapin pileata is the source of this 2267-nucleotide messenger RNA. Its product is annotated as CCN family member 1-like. Lineage: Eukaryota; Metazoa; Chordata; Testudines; Emydidae. Gene Ontology annotation, cellular component: extracellular region. The coding region runs from base 136 to 1227 and encodes 363 amino acids. The transcript has 5 exons. Gene Ontology annotation, biological process: signal transduction. Gene Ontology annotation, molecular function: protein binding. The record is from RefSeq and is a predicted model, not a curated record.
GCAUGCGUUAAUUGUGUAGACUGGAGGUUGCUGAGCGGCGGUAGUGCUAAGACUGGCUGGUUGCUCGGAUCAGCUGUGACUCAGUUCCCCAAGCCCCUCUGGGCAGUUCUUUCCUCGGGCCCGUUUAAGUCCGCGAUGGAACAAGCGUCUCUGCUCAGCUUUGUUUUCCUGCUGCGCGUUGCUCUGGUGGUAUGUCGUUGCCCUCUGCAGUGUGUUUGCCCCCCCAGCCCACCCCAUUGUGCUCCCGGGGUCAGCAUGGUGCCUGAUGGCUGUGGGUGCUGCAAAGUCUGUGCCAGGCAGCUGAACGACGACUGCAGCAAGCACUGGCCAUGUGACCCCCACAGGGGGCUGGAAUGCAACUUUGGGGCAGACCCCUUGGCCAGCAAGGGCAUCUGUCGGGCCAAACAGGAAGGCCGGACGUGCGAAUACAACGGGCGGAUCUACCAGAACGGUGAGAACUUCCAGCCCAGCUGCAAGCACCAGUGCAGCUGCAUCGAUGGUGCCGUGGGCUGCCUGCCCCUCUGCCCCCUGGAGCUGCCCCUGGCCUCCCUCAGCUGCCCUGACUCACAGCUGCUCAAGGUGCCUGGCCAGUGCUGCAAGAAGUUUGUGUGCGGCAAGGGGGCCAAGAGGUUUGGGGAGGUCUCCUUUGAGGGCGGGGAGACCAAAAGCAACGAGCUCAUCUAUGUGGGCAAGGACCGGCACUGGAAGAACAUGCCGGCCUGGCCACCUCUGUUCAAGGCCCAUUCUGUGCUGAGGAAAUGCCUAACCCAGACCACGGACUGGUCUCCCUGCUCCAAGACCUGUGGCCUAGGUGCCUCCACCCGGGUCACCAACAACAACCCUCAGUGCAAGCUGGCCAAGGAGACGCAGCUGUGUCAGAUCCGACCCUGUGACCAGCCUGACUUCACCAAGCUGAAGAAGGGCAGGAAGUGUCUCCGGACCCACAAGGCUCAGGAGCCAGUGCAUUAUAUCUACGCCGGCUGCAAGAGCCUCCGCAAGUACCAGCCCAGCUACUGCGGCUCAUGCCUGGACGGGCGCUGCUGCGUGCCCCUACACACCCGCACCCUGGCUGUGCCCUUCCGCUGCCCUGACGGGGACUCCUUCACGCGCAGUGUCAUGGUGAUCCACUCGUGCCAGUGCGGGCCAGCCCACUGCCAGCCCCUCAACGAGGCUGCCAUGCACCCCCAGCACCGGCUAGACGGAGACACGCACAAGUUCCUGGAGUGAGCAGUGCCGGCACCCCAGAGUGGGCAGGGGUACUGGUGAUGGUGUGGGGGGAGGGAUACCCCCCACACUCAAAUGACACUUCAGGGACUUGGAUCUCAGCCAUGGGGGGGGUGUCUCUAAGCUGAUCGGUGGGGGUAGGCGUGGGGAGCUAUUGCCCCACAUGGCAGCCCCUUUCUAGCCUGUAUUUCCACCCGUGUCCCCUCCUCCCCACCACUUCCUGUCCCAUGGUGCCUCUUUCCACCUGUGCCCCUUCGUGUCCCCCAUUUCCAUUUCCUACCCCACAGAACCCCACUGCACCCCCACUUCCUCCUGGGAGUGGGAGAAUCUCACCACAUCUACCACCAUCCCCAACCUUGCUACCCGCUCCCCCUCCAAACUGGCAUGCUGUCUGCCUCUGCCUUGUGUGCACUCACUGCCCCCUGGUGGUGAGCCCCCCAAUGGACACCCUCUCCGUCCCUGGCGGAAGACAGUAGGUAUCAUUUGAACCACAUGGCGGCUAUAGACAGCUGCCCCCACCCUCUAACAAUCCAAAGGGCUCUUCUCUUUUCUUCCCCCCCCCCCCCCAGCCUCAUUAAAGCACAUUUUCAGGAGCCACAGGGCUUGUGGUCCCAUGGGAAGGAUGCAUUGGAUUCAUGCCUGCUCUAUCGCCCCCUGCUGGGUGGUUUUAUACCCACAGGGACAGCAAUAUUGCACUUGCGGGGCGGGGGGGGGGAGGCAAUUGUUUAGGGGGAAAUGUUUUUUGUUUUUGUUUUUUUUCUUACACUCACACUCAGCUUCAAACUUAGCUUGGAGCGAUGGCUCUUGGCUUCAUAAUGAAGCCCAUAUCAUCUGUCGUCCCAUCCCCCCUUCUUGCUGUCUUCCCUGCCUUGUUAAUUAACUGCUUGAUUUUUCUUUCUCUUCCCUGCACUGUUUAUAGUGACUGUCACCAUGAUUGCAAGUCCCUUCUCUCUCUUGCUGGUGGGUAUAAUUGCUUUGUGAGGUGAGGGGCAUCCCCAGACAUCCUGCAAACUCGUAUCUCCAUCCGAAUGUCCUCUCCCCCC